This is a messenger RNA of Papilio xuthus (Asian swallowtail), 6557 nucleotides long. It is a transcript of the gene p120ctn, whose product is annotated as adherens junction protein p120. Gene Ontology annotation, molecular function: protein binding. Gene Ontology annotation, cellular component: nucleus; cytoplasm; adherens junction. Bases 578 to 3187 code for a protein of 869 amino acids. The transcript is spliced from 20 exons. The record is from RefSeq and is a predicted model, not a curated record. NCBI's taxonomy places the organism in Eukaryota, Metazoa, Arthropoda, Insecta, Lepidoptera, Papilionidae. Gene Ontology annotation, biological process: cell-cell adhesion.
GGAGGAGGGUCGGUAGAAUUCGCUUCGUUGUCGUCUAGAUUUUAUGUGAUUAGUGUCGAACUUGAUUUAAAUGGAUUGGAUUAAGUGAUACUGGUGGUGCUUAAACUGUUUACUUUACCCUUCAAGAGUAUUGUUCGCGGCGCUGCUGAUUACAUUCCGACCGCUCCCAGUGCGUAAAGUACGUACGUCAGUAACCAAGUAUUUUUCAUGCCGUUUGUACUACUUGCUUGUAGUAGGGGCCGUGUGAUAGUAAAAGCUGUUGGAAAGUGCAUUCAUAGAAGUACUUGAUGCUGUAAACACCUAUCUCACGUUCCAUUUAGUGCAGAGCAGUAUGCGUUGAUAGUGGUCCUUACGAUUUCGAAGUUUGUAGCCAUUUUCGGUGUGUGCUCAAUCUGUGAUAUUUACCUGUUUGAUUUGUAAUAAAAGUGGCUAUAGUGAGGAUUUUUCCCGGAGACAACAAUCCGUCAAUCGCAGUAUUAUCGAAAGUGUCGCAUGAUGUUAUUAUUUCUUAAUACAUUAACGGGAAAUUAGGCAAUCGAGUGGGAAGUAUAGACAUGAUAAAGGCACAAAAGCAGCAAUGGACGGCGUGAAGAAAUUACACUCGGGAACGCUGUAUCGUAACGGUCCGGUAGAGGGCGCGUAUGGUUCUCAGCACAGCCCCGUGUCCCGCUCAGACGCUUCCACUGAGGACGCGGAGCUAUCAGCCGCGCUCGCUCACCAGCAUCAUCUCGCUAUGCAGGCUGGAGAGUAUCAAGUGUCGGGCGUGGAGCCUGACUACGGACAGUACGUGUCUUCCCCGGCGGCACAUUACAAUCACAUGGGACAUCUCACUAUGGCGCCCUCGCAGAAAUACCCACAUGUGAUGGACUCAGUGUCAGUGUCUGGGGGCGUGUACGGUACGGCUUCUGGCGCACACUACGGUACGUACGCGCACUAUGGCGCUGCUUACCCCGCGCAGCCAGCGUACCUCGUCGAGCCGGGGACACAAGUGCCCGCCUACAUGGCACAGGAGUAUGUAGAAGGUGGAGGAAGUGCUUCCCCACGCAGUGCUUCGCCAGGUGCAAUACCGCCGCAGCAUAACCUGCAUCUACAGCAGAGAUACGAUUCUGCGUCGCUGGAGCAGCUGGGGCGGCACUACUGCGUGACGUCACCGCGCGGCGAGUACGCCGGGGACGCGUACGGGUACCAGCACUACCCCGCCACUUACGAGCCCGCGCACCACCAACAGGGACAGUUCAAAGACUCUCAGAAUGGAUUAAGUCUGGGCAGUACCGGCGGUCAGUCAAUGUAUGGAGAUGAAGAUGAAUUGCAAAAGCAAAUGGCAGGAAUGGCGUUAGUGCAUCCCGGUGUGGGAGGGCGCGAGGACGGCGGAGGGUUGCAGUGGCGAGACCCCAACCUGCCGGAGGUGAUCGGCUUCCUCAACUCACCCUCGGAUGUGGUGAAGGCCAAUGCUGCAGCUUAUCUGCAGCAUCUCACCUACAUGGACGAUCCUAAUAAACAGAAGACUAGGAGCUUGGGUGGCAUUCCUCCCCUAGUCCGGCUGGUGUCCCACGAGAGCGCGGAAGUGUGCCGCAAUGCUUGCGGUGCUCUGCGCAACCUGUCUUACGGCAGACAGAAUGAUGAGAACAAGCGUGCCAUCAGAGACGCUGGUGGCAUACCUGCGCUUAUGGCACUGCUCUGCCGCACCAAUGAUAUUGAGGUGAAGGAAUUAGUGACGGGUGUGAUCUGGAACAUGUCGUCGUGCGAGGAUCUGAAGCAGUCGAUCAUCGAUGAUGCGGCGCAGGUGAUCGUCAACAAGGUGAUCAUCCCGCAGUCAGGCUGGCACCCCACCAACCCUGGAGACACUUAUUGGUCUACUGUGUUCCGUAACGCGAGCGGCGUGCUGCGCAACGCGUCGUCAGCGGGCGAGUACGCGCGGCGGCGGCUGCGCGCGCUGCCCGGCCUGGCGGAGGCGCUGCUGCACACUGUGCGCGUCUCACUGCGCGCCAACUCCAUCGGCACCAAGGUCGUCGAGAACUGCGUCUGUGUACUGCGCAACCUCUCAUACAGGUGUCAAGAAAUAGAAGAUCCGUUGUACGACACGCGCGCGCCGCCGACACAGUCCUCGGGGCAAGCCAGGAUACAAGCUAGCGCGUCUAAAGGCGAGAAUCUAGGUUGCUUCGGCGGCAGUAAAAAGAAGAAGGAAGGAUCAUCCUCCUCCAAUUCCACCAGCCCUCUCGGCAAGAGCGACCCCGACUCCCAGCCGUUGGGGGAGACAGGCUCCAACACACAGCUGGGAUACAGCGUGCCCAAAGGGACCGAGAUGUUGUGGUCACCUGAAGUGGUGCCGCUGUACAUGGCGCUGCUGCAGUCGUGCUCCAACCCGGAGACGCUGGAGGCGGCGGCGGGCGCGCUGCAGAACCUCGCCGCCUGCUACUGGCAGCCCUCCAUUGACAUACGCGCCGCAGUGCGCAAGGAGAAAGGGUUGCCGAUCCUAGUGGAACUGCUGCGUAUGGAGGUGGACCGCGUGGUGUGCGCGGUGGCGACUGCGCUGCGCAACCUGGCCAUAGACCAGCGCAACAAGGAGCUCAUCGGCAAGUACGCCAUGCGGGACCUGGUGCAGAAGCUGCCCAGCGGCAACCAGCAGCAUGACCAGGGCACGUCUGACGACACGAUAGCAGCAGUGCUGGCGACACUGAACGAGGUGAUCAAGAAGAGCGGCGAGUUCUCCCGCUCUCUGCUGGAGGCUGGCGGUGUGGAGCGUCUGCUGGCACUCACCAAGCAGCGCCACCGACACACGCCUAGAGUGCUCAAGUUUGCAGGUCAGGUGCUGAUGACGAUGUGGUCGCACGCGGAGCUGCGCGAGGUGUACCGCAAGCAUGGGUGGCGCGAGGCUGACUUCCUCACGCCCGCGCGCGCCGCACAGCCGCGACAGAACAACUCCAGCGGUCAGGGCACGCCGGCGGGCUCUGUGGGCGCGCCGCACUCGCCCAGCAACGCCAACAGCACGCUCAGCCGACCCAUGGCCUCCACUGGCGGCACGCGCUACGAGGACCGCACCAUACGUCGCCAUAGAGAGAACGAUGAGAUGCCAACAAUGGACGUGAACAACUACCAAGACGGCCUGGGCAUGGGCAACCCCAACGGGCGGCCCAUGAACCUGCAGGGCGUGCAGGCGCAGAUGCCCAUGCCGCCCAGCAGCCGCUAGCCUGCUCCCCCACCUCCUCCACCUCCUCCUCCUGGUGAGCCUCCGCGCCUCCACUAUACACCACACCAGGUUCACAUCCUUCGGGCAAAUCUCUUAUCUACUACUGAUGGGCAAAAUAACCAUACUUUAUGACUCGUUUGAAUUGAUUUUUUCAAUAAUUCUGUAACUAUUUUUUUUUUAAAUUGAAAAUUUUCGAACGUAAAUGUCUUGUCAUCGUGACAGCUGUCAACUUGACAUGUGUUCUUGUAUUAUCUGUGAUUUUUACCACAGACAUUUUAUUGAUUUAUUAAAUCUUGUACAUUCCCUGGGUUUUUCGGCAAACGUUUGUCAUCAAAUUUUAAACAUUUUGUCCAUCAGUAAUCUGUUUUAUUUGAUACUUUUCAGCAAUUUGAAGCAUUUAUUUACUUGCUAAUAAACUUACUCUGUGCUUACUAUAAACAUUAUAUAAUAAUAAUUAAUUCACGGAGUCAAUAUAGUAUAGUUAUGUAAUAUUUAGGGAGUUCUUGUAUUCUUAAGCUGUGAGUUUCCACUGAACACUUGUAUGAAAACAUAGACAAAGACGUAGAUAAUAAGAAGACUCUUAAAUGGACAGUCUGUGUUUCAAUACAAGUAUUGUGACAAUGGAACUUCAUGGUAAACGUGUUGCCAAUUACAGUCUGCUUAAAAACUAUACAAUUUACGACUGUUAAUUAUAAAAAAGUAUGUAUCAAUUUCGAAUAACAUUUUCAUUAAUAGUACGUAAAAUUUGUUAUCAAGUUGUAUUUCAAAUAAUUAACUGCUGUAAUUUGUAUGUACCCAAUAAAAUGGCCUAUAAUAUACGAAUGCAUAUUAACUUCUGAUCGCACAAUGUUCGUUAAAAAUAUAUCUUGUAUCUUGUAUCACCCUGUGUAGCGUUUACUUUGUAAAAUAAAGACAAAGUCAAUUCCCCAUGUAUAUAAUCGUGCCAUUGUAUUCUUUGCGUGUUUCCACUGUUGAUACACUUGUUUGAAAACAAUACGAGUGUCACGGCAGUGAAAUUUCAAGGUCAAAUGUGUUGUAGAAUAUUUCGAGGCUCACCGAAUUUACGAAAAUACUUCUUAUAUCUUAAACUGUAAGGUUCAUUAUUCAUUGAUACGUAUAUGCCCAUUAAUCUCCAUUUUUACUAUUCCAAGUUUGAAUAAUUGUUAAUUAAUUUAUGAAUGACCUAGUUGUAGCACGCUGUCCUAUUCGAGCGCAAAUCUAUAAAGAUUUCCUGAAUAGGUCUCAUAGGAUUAUACAAUUUUGUAAUAUUUUGUAUCCAUUCCACGGCCCUCUAAUUGUAUUAUAGGUGUCUAUUGUCCUUUAUAUAUCUUAAGGAAUAUCCGUCUUAUGUAUAUAGAUAUAAGAUUCAUUAUGCGACACAUUUUUAUCGCCUUAUUACUUGACAGUCGGGAAACAGCUGCCAGCUAUAGUAAAGAAUGGGACAUUUGUCAUUAUAACCAUUUUAAUUGAAAAAAAAAUAUUGUAACCAAUUCUCUAAAUUAAAAAAAAACCUCGGGAAGUCAUAUCUUGUUGUCUUUGUUUAUUCCACAGAGAUUGUAAAGGAUGGCAAUAUUAAAGGAAGUUUCAGUGCAGAGUAAAAUACAAGAUCAUAGUUCUCUUGUUGCAAAUUCUUUGACAAAUUUCCUAUUCUUUACAUUAUAUGAAUGUAAUUGCAUGUAAAAAAAAACUUGAUUUUACAUUAUACGUCAUGUUUGUGAUUUUAAAUGUUAGUAACCAACAAAUUUGUGUUUUAAUUAUUUACACAGAACAGUGGGAUUUAAUUGUUUAAUAAAACAAAAAAUUGAAUUUCCUGAAUAUUUUCAUACCAUACCAAAUUUUUUAGUUGUGACAUAACUUUAAUUACAAGUAAUUUUUUUUUAAUAAAUUUCUUAAUUUUUCGUAUACAGUUAAGUCCCACUAUAUUAUUGAGUUUUUACUUCAAGUUAGAGGAAAGUUUAAGAAACAAUGGUGUUUUUAAAGUUACGUGGUCGACAUUUGUAGCGACUACCCUGCUCCUAACAAAGACAUUUAUUUCCUAUAUUUUUCCUACAGAAUUGGUUCAAAUUUUAACAGAAUGUUAAAAAAUCAAUUCUUUAGUUAAAAAAUUACCCGAAAACAAAGGAAUUUUUUUCCCGAAUUUAUAAUUUUUCCCAUGUGAAGUCUUGUAGCCUAUAUAACUGGACCGAUUUUGAGGAGUAAGUCAGAUGUGAUUUCUGGAUUUUAAAGUGAUUUUUUAUUAAUUUUUAUUAUAUUAGAGUGAAAACCAAACGCCAUUGUUUUUUAAAUGACUAUAGAAUGAUCUCGAUGUAAUCAAUAAAAUGUUUGUGAGUGUCGGCAGCUUUAACAAUUAUAUUAUUUGCUCGAUUACCCUCCGUGAACUUGUGUACACAUUGACGGAUCCCAGGGGGUCAUCCCAGGGGGACAUGAUAAGUUAAAAUGAAAUAAACAUUUUGAAUAUUUAACUAGCAUAUCUUAUUUUGAUUUAAAUCACAGAAAUAAUGUGGUUUUAAAUUUUUCAUAAUCCCUAUUUUGGGCGUGUCGACCCCCUAAAUAUUCCCAGAUCCGCCAUUGUUACUCGUAGGAUAAUAUUUAGUAUUGUAAUUAUUUAUUUAUCGACCAUAUGAUAUCAAUAUUAGGUAGGCAAUAAGUGAUAAGGGUUUUUGUGAUGUUCGUUUUUUGGAUAUAUUUUUAUGCACAAUGAAUGCAUUUUUCAAUACGUCCGCGUCAGGCCCGGACUGAGCAUCGACUGAGCAACCUGGUACAAAACUACCCUCAUCCAGUGCAUUAUAUUGAUUUUUAAGUAUUUUGUAAGUUUUUUGUAUAUUUUUUAAUAAAACAAGACAAAUGUAAGGUAACAAACAGUUUGAUGUCGCUUGCCAGCCAAUGUCGCUUCUAUGAAGUGAUGUUUUCAUUAUUUCCACUUUAUAACCUAAAAGCUGUUUAGUUAAGUAUACUUAAGUGUAUUUAAUCGUGUUUAACUCUACAUUUAUGGUUGCGUUACGUGAAUUAUUAGACAAUGUAGGAACUAUUAGAGUUUUUUUUACAUAGCAUUAUAUACCAUGUUCUAAACUUGUAUAGUUGCAGUUUAACCGUGGGUUUUUAUUGCUCGUCAUUACAAUGUUUUAUACAGAUGUUAAUGUAGUGAAAGCCCACGGUUAUGUUCGUAUCUCGUCAUUUAUCUUCCAUUUCACAGAUCUCUAAAAUUUCGAAGUAAUUAUUAAGUCAUCGUAGUGACAUCUAUGGGGAUCUAUACUCUAGUGUUAUGCCACGGUUUUAAAAAAUAUAUUAAUAUCUAUGGUCAACCAUAGAUUAUAGAGUUGUUGGAACGGUAAUACUCGAUUAUUUAUAUUUUAUUUAAAAAUUUUAUGAU